AUGCAUUUUCAAAUUGACCUCGUUCUUCUGUGUGAGAUCCUUCAGGAGUGCCUUCACGAGAUUGUCGUGGUGAGUCUCGUGGGGUUUGAUCAUUUUGCGGAUCUCGCUGAUUUUGCUGGUCUUGUAGUUGAUUGUGGCGAUGGAGGUUGUUGUGCAAUUCCAUUUAUUGAAGGAUACCCAUUUUUGUCUGCUGUUUCACAAUCAUAUGUUACUCCUCGUGAUCUCUCUCGAAAUCUAGGGGCAAUGAUAAACUAUGAAGUACUCGUACAUGGUAAACAAAUUAGCGGGCCGUUGUGCUUAGCUGAUGACAUAAGGAAUAAAUGUUGUUAUAUCGCAUUGGAUUUUGAAGAGGAGAUGGAGAUAGCGAAAAAUAACUCUGCAAUGAUCGAGGAGUCUUACGAAUUACCUAGUGGAAAAAUCUUAACCAUUGCUUCACAGAGGUUUCGUUUUCCUGAAGUACUAUUCAAUUCAUCAGUUUCAUUUCUUAGACUUGAUAGUUUAAGCAUUCAUGAAAUGACAUACAAUUCUAUUAUGAAAUCUGAUGUGAAUAUAAGACGGAGUUUAUUUAAGAAUAUUGUUCUUGCUGGUGGUUUAACCAUGAUUCGAGGUUUCGUAGAUCGUUUCACUAAAGAAAUGACAUCUCUAGCUCCCAACAACAUGAAAAUCGAAGUGGUUGCUCCUCUCGAGAGAAAAUAUAGUGCAUGGAAUGGAGGAUCCAUCUUAGCAUCCCUGGAUAGUUUUGAGCAGGUUUAUUCUCUUCUUCCUAUCACUAACAACUCUUAUUAUCUUGUUGUUGUUACUGCUUGUUGCUACUGCUUUCUUUUCCUCUUUCCUUGA
This is a messenger RNA of Nicotiana attenuata, 837 nucleotides long. RefSeq names its product actin, cytoskeletal 4-like. Bases 1 to 837 code for a protein of 278 amino acids. The record is from RefSeq and is a predicted model, not a curated record. Lineage: Eukaryota; Viridiplantae; Streptophyta; Magnoliopsida; Solanales; Solanaceae. The transcript is spliced from 2 exons.